UACUAGCUAUUCUAUAAGCUAACCAUCUCAGCUUGAAAGGUUCAUGCCGAGAUUUAUUACCCAGUUCACUCUCAGAUGACGCUGGCAUUCAAAAGCCCUUUGAUUUGUCCAACCAAAGAGCCAGUUAAAAAUACUUAUUAAACAUUGGAUUGUUUGAUUGUAUUUAGUUUAAUAUUUUUGAUUUCAUUUUUUUAGCACAAAUUUCACUAAAAGCGCCUUCUGAUUGUGAACCGGAGAAAUAAAUCUCAAACUGAAGCUGAGAUCAUCUCGUGACGUCUCUUAUUACAUUACUCUUUGAAUUUCACCAAAUUUUUUUAUUUCUUUAAUCAACAAUUGACUUAGUUAAGUUUUUUCAUAAAAUAUUGAUUUCUAACUCACAAAAUCAUCUUUAAACUACAUUUACGGUUAAAUAGGAAACAAAAAUCCAAAUAAUGGAAUUAAGAGUAGGAAAUAAAUAUAGGCUUGGUCGUAAAAUUGGAUCAGGCUCUUUUGGUGAUAUUUAUCUCGGUACCAAUAUAGCAACUGGAGAAGAAGUUGCAAUCAAAUUAGAAUGCCUUAAGACAAAGCAUCCUCAACUGCACAUAGAAAGUAAAAUAUACCGGAUGAUGUAUGGAGGAGUCGGAAUACCUUCUAUCAAAUGGUGCGGCUCAGAAGGGGAUUAUAAUGUGAUGGUUAUGGAAUUGUUAGGUCCAAGUUUAGAAGAUUUGUUCAACUUUUGUAAUCGAAAAUUUAGUUUAAAGACUGUACUCCUACUCGCGGAUCAAUUGAUUCAUAGAAUAGAAUUUAUCCAUGCUAAAAGUUUUAUACACAGAGAUAUAAAGCCAGAUAAUUUCCUCAUGGGCCUCGGGAAGAAAGGAAAUCUUGUAUAUAUUAUUGACUUUGGCCUUGCCAAGAAAUAUCGCGACAAUAGAUCCCAUCAACAUAUACCUUAUCGUGAAAAUAAAAAUUUAACUGGAACUGCCCGUUAUGCUAGUAUCAAUACACAUUUAGGAAUUGAACAAAGUCGACGGGAUGAUCUUGAAUCUCUUGGUUAUGUUCUCAUGUAUUUUAACAGAGGUAGCCUUCCUUGGCAAGGCUUGAGAGCAGCAACCAAACGCCAAAAGUAUGAGCGAAUAAGUGAGAAAAAAUUAACUACACCAGUUGAUGACCUUUGUCGGGGAUUUCCUUCAGAGUUCGCCACAUACCUGAACUACUGCCGGAAACUCAAAUUCGAGGAUAAACCAGAUUAUUCUUAUCUAAGGCAACUGUUAAGAAAUUUAUUUCAUAGGCAAGGAUUUACAUAUGAUUAUAUAUUUGACUGGAAUCUUCUUAAAUUCGGUAGAAAUCGUCCUCAAAAUGGUAAAGAAGAACAAGGUGAAUCUGGCAAUGUCAGUGGAGGUGAAGUAGGAGGAGGCGUCGGAACAGCUGGAAGUCACGUUGGAGUCGGAGCUGGUGUUGGCGUCGGAGUUAGUGUCGGUGUUAGUAGCACUGGAGAUGGUGUUAUUGGAUCUAGCAACCCUGAAGGCGAUCGUCAUCUUGAUCGUUCACUCUUACAACAGCAUGUUCUACACGAUCCUGAAAAUAGAAAUAUACCACUUGACCUUCGACCCAUCCCAAUGGUUUACAAUCAUCGUCCAUCCUUAUUUAGUACCGGUCCGAUCCCAAUACCAAGUAGUAGCACAACAGUAUCAGGAUUCAUUCCUCCAAACGGUGCUGGGAUGAUGGGAGCAACGGCAGGAGAAUUGAUACCUGCACCCCUCACCAAAAGGAAUUUGCGUUCAAGACAGAAGGAGGAGGUGUGAGAACAGGUGUGGUACCGAUGCCGAUAACUAUACCGGUGCCUAAUAAUUUCACAGUUAGAGCGUUUCCUCGAAGAAAAGUUAACGAAGAAAAUGCAAACCAAAACAAAUAAUCAAAACAAAUUAAAAACUGAUAAGUGUAAAUAAGGACAAAGAAAGAAAAGCUGAUUGAGAAAUAAAAAAGAGCAAAUUUGACCACAAAUGACGCAGGGAAAUGUCCAUAAAGUGAUCAGUGACCUUUCCAGUCCAAGGUGAAAAUCUAUAGUUUACACAAAGCAUUCAAAACCAUUUUUCUUAGUCUUUCCAAAAUCAUACCUUUUCUCCUCUCAUUAUUACUAACAUUUUCUUCUGUAUACUACACACAACAAAUAAAACAAGUUUAACGAAGGUCA
Messenger RNA from Tetranychus urticae (two-spotted spider mite), 2170 nucleotides. RefSeq names its product casein kinase I. Lineage: Eukaryota; Metazoa; Arthropoda; Arachnida; Trombidiformes; Tetranychidae. Gene Ontology annotation, biological process: protein phosphorylation. Gene Ontology annotation, molecular function: protein kinase activity; ATP binding. The record is from RefSeq and is a predicted model, not a curated record.